GAUUCAUAUAUCCGAGGCUGUGACUUUCGUUCUGGACUCAACUACUGGGCUAGAUAGGGAAGCGGGGCCAAUCAGAACUCUAGGUCGUUCUACGUGUCUGUGCGUCUUUGGUCCGAUCGAUAAAUUCGCUCCCCUCUAAUCAGCUGCUACUGUCUCACAGUUAUAACACUUACUGAACGUAACCGGAUCAGUGCAAAAGCACAAUUAACGGAAGAAUAUCUCUAGUACAGUUAAACAAACAAGUACAGUAAAACAAUCACUGGUAUAAUUGGUUAUAAUAAUAAUAAUAAUCGUUUCCAUUAAACCAAUCCCGUUCUCUUGAUAAAAGUAGAUCACUACACACUAAAAACAAAUAAAUAGAAACCUAAUUAACAGCAGUGUGAUGAUCAUGCUCUAGCGCCUGAACUUAUAGCGACUCACGUGCAAAUGGGUUUUUUCUCAUUUAACUCAGUUAAGCCCUUUUGUUAACUUAUUUAAUGGACAAAGUCAUCCAUGAUAUAACAACUUGUAGUACUAUCUUUAUUAUUAUGCUUGUAUGAAAUACAUAUGCUUGAACAUUGUUUAGCGCCUACGCAUAUAUUCAUUCUGCUAGCUUCACUAUUAACUGCUUAAUCUAUUCGCUGACUCAUCUAUUUUCCUAUACAUAUAUAUACCUGUACAUUUUGCACGCAUUGACGACAGCUACUUGCUACUGCUACAAUCGUAGUUCGCUUGCUCAUUCAUUUUGCCUCUCUGCUGUCUGGUCCGAAUUAUCUACUAAAUAAAACUGUAGUAGCUGCUUCUUUUUGCCUUCUGAUUUCAAAUAUCGUUGAAGAUUGUACGAUAACGGUCCGAGGGUGAUUAAUUAACGAAGCAUAGCCAUUACAGAAUUGGUAACCCUGACAUGAGAACGGGAAGCGAAUUUUGACGAAAUCAUCAAAUUCCAAAAAUCCGACUACCUUCAUCUCAAUUUGGAUUAUCAAAUGAACUAUAAUUACAACUGUGGAUUUAUAUUAUUAUUUUAAUUACACUUACAUUAUUUCGUAAACAUUAUUAAACGUGGCAAUUAUAAUCAUAAUAAACAACAAUUAUCCAUAAACAAUUGAUAUAUUGGUGCAAUUUAGUAAGUCUGUUCCAUUUUAUAAAUUGUGCCAUUUUUUUAUUAUCAUUGUUUUCGCCCAUCUAUUUUUCCUUGUGACUGUUACAUUCUUUUCGUGUGCUAUUUAGUUUUUAUAAGCAUGUCUUAUGAAAACACAGUUUCAAGCGUACAGCAAGCCUCGUCCGUGAGGUCUCUUAACCUCCCUGCCCCUUCUUUUAAAAUCGCAGACCCAAAACUUUGGUUUAUAAGACUUGAAAAUUAUUUUCUCGCUAACCGCAUUCUUUUGCAAAAGGAUAAGUUCGGCCUGACAAGCACACUACUCCCAGACGAAGUAGCUGACAACGUUCGAGAGGCACUAGCAAAACCAGACACAGGAAAACCAUACGACGUACUAAAAGAGGCUGUAAUUAAAACUCUCUCUCUCAGUGACCAGCAAGCCGUCGAACAACUCCUUAGCCAAGUACAAAUUGGAGAUAGAACCCCAUCACAACUAAAAAAUUAUAUGAAAAGUCUACUUGGCGAUAGACACAUUGACAAUAAUCUCUUCUAUCAAUUGUGGCUCCGCCGACUCCCGGCAAAUAUUCAGCAGAUCCUAGCUGUAGGAGAUACGGAUGCUGAUUUAGACAAUAUAGCAAAGAUAGCCGAUAGAAUAUACGAAAGAAGCAAGCAAGCAAGCCCUCCACUACACAGCGUGACAGUAGACGAUAGACUUGAUACUCUACAGAAGGAAAUAAAUGUUUUAUGCCGAAAACUCUCAGAGUUAACGCAGAGAGAAAAGCCACGAAGGUCAUCGCGAGAUCGUUCGCGUGAAAGGGCCCGGUCAACUUCUAGACGACGCCCAACUCCCGCGAUAUGUUGGUAUCAUCAAAUGUUCGGCUACAGGGCUAGAAAGUGCCUACAACCUUGUAGAUUUAACAGGGCUAGUAACCGAUACCCACGAGUAUCAAUGGCAACAGCAUCAACACACGUAAUGCCUGAAAAUAGUCACCUCUUUUAUAUACAAGACCGAACCACUGGCACGCAAGUUUUAGUUGACACUGGAGCGGAAAUUAGCGUAGUACCUCCAUUUAACGAGGAAAGAAAAAACAUUAAUCCGUCAUUAGUGCUAAGAGCAGCAAACAAAUCAGAUAUUAAGACAUAUGGUAAACGGAAAUUGUCCCUAGAUUUUGGACGUGGCGCUUCAUACCGCUGGAACUUUGUCAUAGCAGACGUAUCGAUGCCCAUAAUAGGCAUAGAUUUCUUAUGUAACUUUGACCUGCUAGUAGACUCUAGACGACACAGACUUAUAAACGGCAGUCAAAUCACUUCGAUAAGAGGAAUACUUACGGAAGCCGUUUCAAUGAAUCUUGUGAUCGAUAAAAGUCGUGAUGAUCCAUACAAAUUGUUGUUAAAGGAGUUCCCUGAACUUGUAAAAGUAACAUACAGUAAAGCAGAUCUCAAACAUUCUAUCCAGCAUCACAUCGUAACGAGUGGUCCACCAAUUAAUGCAAGACCAAGAAGGCUAGAUCCCAAAAGACUAGCUAUCGCUAAACAGGAAUUCGACAAGCUAAUGAGGCUAGGCAUUAUAAGGCCAUCGAACAGCCCGUGGGCAUCCCCGCUACAUAUGGCCCCGAAAAAGAAUGGAGAGGUUAGGCCGUGUGGGGAUUACAGAGCACUAAACAAACAAACAGUAGCUGAUAGAUAUCCUAUACCGCACAUUCAUGAUUUCACCUACAAUAUAGAGGGCACUACUAUCUUCUCGAAGAUCGACUUAGUCAGAGCAUACUACCACAUCCCUGUCGCCUCACAAGACAUACCAAAGACAGCGGUAACAACCCCAUUUGGGCUAUAUGAAUUCCUGCGUAUGCCUUUUGGACUGACUAACGCGGCACAAACCUUUCAGCGGUUUAUAGACCAGGUCAUUAGAGGUUUACCUGGGGUAUACGCGUAUAUCGACGAUUUAUUAGUAGCUAGCACCACUAAAGAUGAGCAUAUACAACAACUACGGCAAUUAUUUAUGCGACUCAGGGAACACGGCAUUUCUAUAAAUAUUGAGAAGUGUGAAUUUGGAAAAGAAUCUUUACAGUUCCUAGGUCACAAUAUAACUUCGCAAGGCAUCACACCAAUAGCAAAAGAAGUCGAGGCCAUUAAGAAUUAUCCCCUACCCGAUUCAUGGAAAAAGUUACGCAGAUUUCUCGGGUUAAUAAACUAUUACAGACGAUUUAUGCCAAACUGUGCGUCAAUAUUGCAACCAUUAACAGAUGCGUUACGCGGACACGCACGCACAUUCCAAUUAUCAUCAGAAGCGAUUCAAGCAUUCGAGCACGCUAAAAAAGCACUAAAUAAAGAAGUGACGCUAACUAGACGAAAGAGCGACACACCGUUGGCUAUCAUGACGGAUGCUUCAGACGUAGCGGUAGGAGCCGUUUUACAACAAUUAGUAAAUGGCACAUGGGAACCGCUCUCAUUUUUUUCGAAAAGACUGAAUCCAACACAAACAAGAUAUAGUACCUUCGGAAGAGAACUCCUAGCAAUCUACUUAGCAAUAAAACACUUCCGUCAUAUAGUCGAAGGCAUAAAUUUUACCGUCUAUACAGACCACAAACCACUAACGAAAGCAUUAAGCGCAAAGCAAGACAAUUAUUCCCCGAGAGAGAUCCGACAAUUAGAGUUCAUUUCACAGUUCACGUCUGACAUUCAGUAUAUCAAAGGCAAUAGCAACGAAGUGGCAGACGCACUAUCCAGAACGAUGGUCAACGCUCUCGUCCAGUCCGAAAUCGAUUAUCACAAGUUAGCAGCAUUACAAAAUAUCGACGUCGAGUUAAACAGACUAAAGUCUGCCAAUACAACCUCGUUAGUUCUCAAAGAAACUCCAUUGGAAGAAGUAAGCAUCACCUGCGAUAUUUCUACAGGUCAACCAAGACCAUUUAUUCCAAAACCGCUAAGGCGAAACAUUUUCGAAGCCAUGCACAAUAUUUCACAUCCCGGAAUAAAGGCCACCAUCAAACUAAUCAGCGAACGUUUUGUAUGGCCAAGUAUGAAUCGGGAUAUUCGUAAUUGGACGCAAGCGUGUGUAAAAUGCCAAAGAGUUAAGAUACAUCGCCACACCAGUUCCGCAGUAGGUCAUUUCCGUCAUCCCGAUAACAGAUUCGAGCACAUACAUAUCGAUAUUAUAGGACCACUGCCGGUUUCCAAUGGCUUCAGUUACAUUUUCACUUGCAUUGAUAGAUUCACACGACGGCCUGUAGCUGUUCCCAUAAAAGAUAUUACAGCCGAAACUAUCAAAAAAACUCUAGUAGAGCAUUGGAUCUCCCAUUAUGGCGUACCUACUAAUAUUACAACCGAUAGAGGAGCUCAAUUCGAGAGCCGCCUCUUCCAACAACUCACAGAACUACUCGGAAUCAAACGAAUUCGCACAACAUCCUACCAUCCGAUGUUGAAUGGUAUGGUAGAGAGAUUGCAUCGGCAACUUAAAGCCUCCCUUACAGCUGUCAUCAGCAAUAAUGAUUGGGCCAGCAAGCUACCGUUAGUCAUGUUGAGCUUAAGAUCAACAAUCAAACAAGAUAUAGAAUGCUGCCCAGCAGAAUUGGUUUAUGGAACCACACUACGUCUGCCAGGAGAGUUUUUCACCGCAGGUAAAAGCGUUCCAACUGAUAUAGCCGACUAUGUACAGCGUCUUAAGCAGCAUAUGAGUAGUCUAAGGAUAACGCUUCCGAGACAACAUCAACGCCGUGUGUACAUACCCAAACAACUAAGUGACAGUACACAUGUGUUUAUCAGAAGGGAGAAUGUGCAACGUCCCUUACAGCCGGCCUACGAUGGUCCAUUUAAGGUGAUUAAAAGAGACGACAAAACUAUUACGGUAGACAAAGCUGGAAAAACGGAUGUAAUUAGCAUCGACCGAGUCAAACCAGCUUUCAUCGAAGCCUACGAUCAGCCAGUACAUACAGAUACUGCGAAAACCGUUGAAUCAUCGAAACGUCAGUUCCAAAAAUCAACAACGUUAACUCAACAAAAAAACGAGACUCCGAUAACAACAAGAUCUGGCCGCAGAGUAAGAUGGCCCCAACAUUAUGUUGCUACAAUUUUCUAUUAAUAAUAAUCUACUAUUCGGAAUAUUAAUUAUAACUUCUACUUCAUUGUAUACACAUGCAUUAUCAGGCUCAUGUUAUACGCUAUAAAACUCAACGUAUCUUAUGUACCCUUAAACUUAUACGUAUAAUUUUUGUUUAAAAUGUAAAGACAAUACCGCAUUCCUUCUAUUUCUUGCUAUUAUUUUAUGUAACCUCACGGACGGGCGCAAACCAAAUGUACAGCACACACUCUAACUUCAUCUUAAUUUUGUAUAAGCCUUUUUUUCAAACAAUUGUAACAACCCUAUUCAGUCUACUAAUUUUUGUGUGCAAACACAGACAUUUUCUAUAUAUCUUUGUUUGCAGGGGAGAACUAUUAUAGCGACUCACGUGCAAAUGGGUUUUUUCUCAUUUAACUCAGUUAAGCCCUUUUGUUAACUUAUUUAAUGGACAAAGUCAUCCAUGAUAUAACAACUUGUAGUACUAUCUUUAUUAUUAUGCUUGUGUGAAAUACAUAUGCUUGAACAUUGUUUAGCGCCUACGCAUAUAUUCAUUCUGCUAGCUUCACUAUUAACUGCUUAAUCUAUUCGCUGACUCAUCUAUUUUCCUAUACAUAUAUAUACCUGUACAUUUUGCACGCAUUGACGACAGCUACUUGCUACUGCUACAAUCGUAGUUCGCUUGCUCAUUCAUUUUGCCUCUCUGCUGUCUGGUCCGAAUUAUCUACUAAAUAAAACUGUAGUAGCUGCUUC
Molecule: messenger RNA, 5882 nt
Organism: Schistosoma margrebowiei
Lineage: Eukaryota; Metazoa; Platyhelminthes; Trematoda; Strigeidida; Schistosomatidae
Source: the annotation of a GenBank genome assembly